AUGCAAUCUUCACUUCUCAUCCUUCUCGCCUUGGUCUCCAUUACUGCUGCCUGUCCAGGAUUAUUCGGAAUGAUGGGAGGAGGUGGUGGUGGAUGUGGAUGCAGACCUCCACCACCACCAUCUCCAUGUGGAUGUGGAGGAAGAAAGAAGAGAUCUCUCCCGGAUAAACCAACUACUAUGGAAUUCUUCGGAAUCGCUGCAUCCGAUGAUGAUGUUAUGUGCAACACUCCUGAAUUGAAGAAGAUUAUUUUGGAGAAUAUCCAAGCAUCUGCAUCUGAUUCCUCGAAAGCUAUUAAUGGGGCACUGGAAGCCAAGGAGCUUAUCAGAUUCACCGUUGUUUGCUCAGAAAACCCAUUCGUCUUCACAAUCCGUGCUGACACUGCCUACUGUGGUGCGAAGAAGAACGGACACACCUGCAACAUUUUCUCUAUGUGA
Messenger RNA from Caenorhabditis remanei, 435 nucleotides. RefSeq lists its product as uncharacterized. Lineage: Eukaryota; Metazoa; Nematoda; Chromadorea; Rhabditida; Rhabditidae. The transcript has 3 exons. Bases 1 to 435 code for a protein of 144 amino acids. The record is from RefSeq and is a predicted model, not a curated record.